Molecule: messenger RNA, 603 nt
Organism: Plasmodium berghei ANKA
Lineage: Eukaryota; Apicomplexa; Aconoidasida; Haemosporida; Plasmodiidae
Product: ras-related protein Rab-1B, putative
Exons: 6
Coding region: 1-603 (200 amino acids)
Molecular function (GO): GTPase activity; GTP binding
Source: RefSeq, a predicted model, not a curated record
AUGAAUGAUAGCUAUGAUAGCUUAUUUAAAAUUUUAUUAAUUGGGGAUAGUGGUGUUGGGAAAUCUUGUUUACUCCUUCGUUUUGCUGAUGAUACAUACACAGAUAGCUACAUUAGCACAAUAGGAGUUGACUUCAAAAUUAAAACAAUCGAAAUUGAUGAUAAAAUUAUAAAACUUCAAAUAUGGGAUACAGCGGGGCAGGAGAGGUUUAGAACAAUAACAUCCUCAUAUUAUAGGGGAGCACAAGGUAUAAUAAUAGUAUACGAUGUAACCGAUAGAGAUAGCUUUAAUAAUGUCAAAAACUGGAUCAUCGAAAUAGAAAAAUAUGCAUCAGAAGAUGUUCAAAAAAUUUUAAUAGGAAACAAAAUUGAUUUAAAAAACGACAGGAGUGUAAGCUAUGAAGAAGGAAAAGAGCUAGCUGAAAGUUGCAAUAUUCAAUUUUUAGAAACAUCAGCAAAAAUAUCUCAUAAUGUUGAACAAGCAUUUAAAACGAUGGCAUAUGAAAUAAAAAAUAAAUCACAACUUGAAAAUCAGCAAAAAGGAAGAACCAACAUAAACUUAAAUGCAAAGCCAAUUAAGGAUAAUAAAAAAAAAUGUUGUUAA